This is a messenger RNA of Angiostrongylus costaricensis, 1107 nucleotides long. NCBI's taxonomy places the organism in Eukaryota, Metazoa, Nematoda, Chromadorea, Rhabditida, Metastrongylidae. The record is from the annotation of a GenBank genome assembly.
AUGGAAACUAACACGAUGGAAAAGACUUAUUACCAGUUCGGCUUGCAAAGUUUCGCAUUUGACGUGUUGGCAAGUGAUCGCCUAGGUGUUCGACGGGAUCCCGGCAAGAUUACCCACGAACUAUGUGCCAACAGCACUUUCGAAGGCGAUUUCUCCACUUCCAUCAUUAUUGUUCACCACAACGAAGCGCUAUCAGUACUUCUUCGUAUGGUAGCAGGUAUUUUCGAAAGGACACCUGCUCACCUACUUCAUGAAGUUAUUCUUUAUGAAGAUGCAAGCACCGCCGAGCACCAACUCACUGAUUAUCUCAAUGAAUUUGCUUCUAUCAAUGGAUGGAGUAAUAAGAUAAUUGUGAAACGUAGUGAUGAACGUCAAGGUCUCAUCAGAGCAAAGACGUUGGCGUCUCGUCUCGCUACGGGCGAUGUUAUCGUUUUUAUGGACAGUCAUUGUGAAGUCACGAAACGUUGGCUAGAACCGCUUUUGGCUCCAAUCGCAGAAAAUCCGAACAGUGUUGUGUUACCAAUCAUCGACAUUAUUCAUCCGAUCAACUUUGAAUAUUCAAAAGCGAUGAUCGCCAAAGUUGGUUUCGAUUGGUCGCUGAUGUCCAGAUGGAUAUAUCUCAGCUGGGAAUACUUCGACAUCAAGGAGAACAACGUGAAACCUUUUGAAUCUCCGUCCAUGUCUGGCGGAUUAUUGGCGAUUCGGCGUGAGUACUUCCGAACACUGGGAGAAUACGAUAUGGGAAUGGAGAUAUGGGGUGCUGAAAACGUUGAUCUCUCACUAAAGACAUGGAUGUGCGGUGGCCGUAUUGUGGUUGCACCAUGUAGUCGAAUCGGGCACGUCUUCAGAAUGCGACGACCGUACAAGGGUAAGGAAGACAUGGACACGAGCCUAUUCAACUCUCUUCGUGUAGCGAAAACUUGGCUUGGAAAUUAUGAGAAAAACUUUAUUCGAGCCCGUCCUAUAGCAGCAAGAUUGGAUUACGGUGAUAUCAACGCUGGUUUAGAACUAAAGAAACGACUCAAUUGUAAAGAUAUGGAGUGGUAUUUGACGAAUGUCUAUCCAGAUUUGAAACUGUCGGCAACCAAAAUUAACGACGAAUUAUAA